Molecule: messenger RNA, 562 nt
Organism: Cimex lectularius (bed bug)
Lineage: Eukaryota; Metazoa; Arthropoda; Insecta; Hemiptera; Cimicidae
Product: protein atonal-like
Exons: 1
Coding region: 92-475 (127 amino acids)
Molecular function (GO): protein dimerization activity
Source: RefSeq, a predicted model, not a curated record
CCGGGGCCGGCACGUGCCGUUAGUGGGGGCCAAGGGUAUAUAAGCCGGGCACACCCCCGAAACCGGGAUCAGUCUCGUUCCUAAACCCGAGAUGAGCACCGCAAUGUACACGUGUUUCGAACGCGAGUUCCAAGUCGACUCUGGGAACGAGUCGUCAUCUCCGGCCUACCUGCCUCCGUUUUCAGACACCUACCAGAGAUACAUGCUCACCCCGAGCCCGGAGAGCGAGAGCACCUACAAAGGCGACUCCGAAGAGGAAGAAAAGAAGAAGAAGGAAGUGAGCCCAGUGGUGAUGAAGAAGCGGCGGCUCGCUGCAAACGCGAGGGAGCGGCGACGGAUGCAGAACCUCAACAAGGCCUUCGACAGACUUCGGACCGUCCUACCUUCGCUCGGCAACGACAGGCAGCUAUCCAAAUACGAAACCCUCCAAAUGGCGCAGACCUACAUCAACGCACUUUACGAUCUUCUGCAAUAACGUCUCAAGUCAGUACCCACCCCAAGUGCCUUUGUGAAAUCUGCUCCCUUAGUCAAUACCUAAAUGUAUUAUUUUUCCUAACUAUUA